AUGUCAAACACUGUCAUUACAAAAGCCCAGCUGGCUCAUUUGGAUCGCGCAGAACGGUAUCUCUAUAUUAACGCAAUUGCCAAAUUUUACCAACUUAAUGGGUUCCAUCCUCCGUUGCGACUUAAAGAUGAUGAUACAGUUCUUGGUCAAAUCUACUUUAACUCAUUGUCAAGAAGCCAGUAUCUUAGUACCAAUGUUUUCCUUGGUAAGUACGACGCCAAAAAGAUUGCAGCCAGUGCUCAGCGUUGUCCAUGGCAAAGUACAAUUUCUCUUGAUGAGUGCUUGUUGAGUAAUUACAGUGAAGAAAAUAGUAGUGAUGGUAGUAAAAGCCAACAAAAGGUUCCGUUAAGUAUUAACGAGAUUCAUCGGAUCCAACAAAUUGAGUUUGAAAAGACAUUUCAGUGGAUCACUCAGAAAGAACGCGAGUACAGUUUGGAAAAGGAACGGCUGGCCAAACAGAUAUUAUUAGAACAAUUUUUUAUCAACAACAGUAAUAGUAAUAAUAAUAAUGCCAACAAUGAUAUGAUAAAAAUAAAAGACUCUGACCCAACAACCAUAUAUUGGAUGAUGAAUUCUACACCUCAAAAUACAUUUAUACCAAUGACAUCAGUUCCGUCAAAAAUGAUUUUUUUCUCAACGAAGCAACAGCAGCAGCAGCAGCCUUGUCCAGUUCCUGGGUGCACGGCGUGUGCUACUGGUGUUGAAGCCAAUACCUGGAAUAGUUACUAUAAUUCGUUUCAACGAUACCCUGAGAAUAAUAUUCUCACUAGCAAUUUUAAUAAUAGUAGUAGUAGUGCUGUUAGUGUUGUUGAUGCCUCUACAGUCAGUACCGUGACUACGGUUACCGCCCCUUCAACUACAUCAACUUUUACCGAAAACUUAGAUACCGUGAGGGCUUCUCUUGGCACUGUUUCCGGUUUGGGGCAUGGGGCUGAUGUUUCUGGUACUAAUAUUCAUGACGUUGCUGGUGGUGUCAAUCCUUUAAUGGUAAAUUGCACUGACAGUAGUAGUAGCAGCAGCAGCAACAACAACUACAUGUACAACAACAACAACACUACAGAGAACUUAAACUUUGCAGUGCCAGUGACAGCCACAGUAUCAACACCACAAAUAAGCCAGCUUGCCCACCAAGAAAAUGUUUCUGCCACAGCCGUUACGGUACGAGCUACAGGUACCAACAAAAAGAUGAUGGAUGUAGGUGCAGCUAUUGUGGCACCUGGAGCCGAGAGGAAAAGACGGGCACAAGUUAGUAAUAAGGGGAAAAUUUCACGGAAGCGGUCAAGCAAGGCUAUUUUAGUAGAGGCAAUUGAGCCCUCCCAAAAAAAAAAAAAAAAAGAAGAAGAAGAGAAGGAAGAUGUAAAGACCAACCAAAUUCAGAGACUGCAAAAUAAGGUUAUUCCUGGUAGUUAUGCGAAGAAAAGCGAGGAACUGAUUGUGGUCAACACAACAAUGAUUAAUUUACCAGUGUCUGUUUACGGAUACGAAGAUGACGAGGAUGAUGAGGAUGAAGAGAAUGAAGAAGUAUAUGAUGGUGGGAAUGAUGAUGAGGUGAUUAUGGCAAGAGAAAGGGAGCAGAUUGUUGUAAUUGAUGAGAAUAAUGGGUGUGAAUAUAAAGGGAUUCAUUUGUCAGGAAAUAAGUGGAAUUGUCCAGAUGAAAAGGGAGAAUUGAAUGAGAUUUCAAAGCAUUGUCAAAAAAUUGAAAUGGAGGUUGAGCAGGAGAUUAUGAAGUUUGAUAAUUUAGCAUUUUUCCCUAAGGAAACAGGAUCUAAUGAAGAAGAAGGACCCUGGGGGGUUGGAAUAAAGCCAUAUGAGUUUGAAAGGUGUUUAUUUGAAUGUCAAGUAUCUUAA
Molecule: messenger RNA, 1848 nt
Organism: Magnusiomyces paraingens
Lineage: Eukaryota; Fungi; Ascomycota; Dipodascomycetes; Dipodascales; Dipodascaceae
Exons: 1
Coding region: 1-1848 (615 amino acids)
Source: RefSeq, a predicted model, not a curated record